AUCCCAACACAAUGACUGCAUCCAACGAUAGAGUGGUGAGCUCGAUCCGAGAAGUACCCGUUACGCAGGAGCGCAAGCCAUUCCUCUCCCCAAAAGACUCCGAGCUCCAAAACGCCGGAACCGCACGCGCCAACCUCGCCCCCUCUUCCGAAACGCCCUCAGGAACCACAUCCCGCGGCUGGGCGACCAAGCACGCGCACCAAACCGUCCUGCAGCAACACUGCGACUUCUUCGACCGGGACCACGACGGCAUCAUCUGGCCCCGCGACACAUUCAUCGGCUUCCACCGCCUGGGCUUCAACAUCCUCCUCUGCCUCAUCUCCGUCCUCGUCAUCCACGCAAACUUCUCCUACCCGACCUGCCCCGGCUGGCUGCCAGACCCGUUUUUCCGCCUCUUCCUCAAUAAUAUCCACCGCGAUAAACAUGGGAGUGAUACGGGUACGUAUGAUACUGAGGGUAGGUUCGUGCCCCAGCAUUUCGAGAAUAUAUUCGCCAAGUAUGCGCAGGGGAGGGGGUAUUUGACUGUGAGGGAUGUGGCGAGGGUGUGGAAUGGGCAGCGCUGUAUUGCGGAUCCGAUUGGAUGGGGUGGCGCGUUCUUUGAGUGGACUGCGACGUAUAUCAUGCUUUGGCCGGAGGAUGGGCGCAUGAUGAAGGAGGAUAUUCGGGGGGUGUAUGAUGGGAGUAUUUUCUAUACUAUUGCUGCGAGGCGGGAGAAGAAGCAGUAGAUGAGGUGGGUUUAGGGGUAUACCUUUUGUUGACUAACGAGGGAGAUGUGUGGCCGACUGAGGAGGAGGGUCCGCGGGUAUAGAUAGCACCCCGGCAUACAUACCUUUCACAUACGACCAUAGGGGCAAGAAUCUAGCGCUUCCCGUUUGCUCAGCGGUACUCAAGCUUGCGACCGGCGGUUUAGUAGCUAAUUGGGUGACCCUUGGCGAAUUCCCGCUGUUGUAUGUUAUCUUUUUGCUUGUCUGGCGGAUCUGGGCUGUCUAUGGCGCUGGUCUGGUAUUUCGACGGCGAUGAGGUUGGUGUUCUGGAUGAUCUGGUUGGUGCGGACAGGUUUAUAUGGCUGUUUUCUUUUACUUGAACAGGCUGAAACUGCGAACCUUCUGCCAUAAUGGACAAAACUCAACUCCAGCGUCGCUAUAGUGUGAUCGUCAAGCAAGAUGAUGUUCAUGACUCGGUAGG
Molecule: messenger RNA, 1185 nt
Organism: Dothidotthia symphoricarpi CBS 119687
Lineage: Eukaryota; Fungi; Ascomycota; Dothideomycetes; Pleosporales; Dothidotthiaceae
Product: Caleosin-domain-containing protein
Exons: 3
Coding region: 12-725 (237 amino acids)
Molecular function (GO): calcium ion binding; monooxygenase activity
Source: RefSeq, a predicted model, not a curated record